AUGUCAGAGCACAGCAGCGCCACAGAUGGGGAUGUGGACCCCCAGCAUGGCUUAUAUAUGCUGGUCCUGCUGGUCUUGGUCUUCUUUGUCAUGGGUCUUGCGGGCUUUCUCAUUUGCCAUAUCCUAAAGAAAAAGGGAUACCGCUGUCGGACAUUCAGUAAUGAACUUGACUCUGACAACAAGGAAUCACUGACACAACUCCAAGAUGAUGAGGAUGAGGAUCUAAAUGAGGAUACUGUAGAAAAAAUAGUGAAAUGUAUCAUUCAAAAUGAAGCAAAUGUUGAAGUUCUAAAAGAAAUGCUGGGAGAAGCUGAUGCUGAUUUCCCAUUGCCAGUUGCUCUAUGUCCACAUCGUAGCAGCCAAGAUGGUGGCAUUCCUCAUCACCACACAGUGCACUUAGGCUCAACACAAGCACCUUGCAUUCAUUGCAGCAAGAAAAAGAGACCUCCCUUACAUCGUCAGGGCCGGUCAAAAGAGAGCAAAAGCAAGAUGCACCCUGGAGAAACAACAGUCUUUUCAGUUGGCAGGUAG
Molecule: messenger RNA, 531 nt
Organism: Protobothrops mucrosquamatus (brown spotted pit viper)
Lineage: Eukaryota; Metazoa; Chordata; Lepidosauria; Squamata; Viperidae
Gene: RELL2
Product: RELT like 2
Exons: 4
Coding region: 1-531 (176 amino acids)
Biological process (GO): positive regulation of cell-substrate adhesion; positive regulation of p38MAPK cascade
Source: RefSeq, a predicted model, not a curated record